AUGCGGGCGGAGACGAGCAGCCCCGAGAGGCCCUCCGAGCUCCUGCAGAUCCGCCCUAACGGAGGGCUCAUCCCCGAGAGCUCACCUCUCCUCCUCCGCUUCAUCCACGUCACCAAAUACACCGAAUACGCCCGUGUGCUUCCAGGACAGCUGCAGAGCCUGACCUCUGUGGAAUCUGAAGCAAAAGCAGAGAUCACCUGGACACCACCUUCCACUUUCUUCCGUGGUUUUCUCCUUUGCUGUGAGCCAGGGCCAGACAAGGUCAAGCACUUGAAGGCCACGCCGGAGGCAGAUAACCGUAUGCUGGUGACUUGUAGCGAACCCAACUACAUCUACGGCCCCAAAAGAACCUACAAGCUGUUCGUCAAGACCGCACAGGGUGCUGAGGUUACACGGGAUCAGAAGGAGAGAGACUGCUCAUUCUCCUUGAAGGAUCUUAGCUACUCAACACAAUACAUCUUUGAGGUCUUGUUGAACAACGGGAAAUAUGAUGGACCCCGAGAGUCUGUUACUGCAUCAACAUCAUAUAAUUCUAAAGCACUGAUCGGGUUCCUGGUGUUCCUGAUUCUUGUGACCACAGUGGCCCUGCUCAUUGUCCUCUACAAAAUCUAUGACCUGCACAAGAAGAGAUCCAGCAAUUUAGAUGAACAACAGGAACUCGUUGAAAGGGAUGAUGAGAAACAGCUGAUGAACGUGGACCCCAUCCACGCCGACGUUUUGCUGGAAACGUACAAGAGAAAGAUCGCGGACGAAGGGAGACUUUUCCUGGCCGAGUUCCAGAGCAUCCCUCGGGUGUUCAGCAAGUUCCCUAUCAAGGAGGCCCGGAAGUCCUGUAACCAGAACAAGAACCGCUACGUGGACAUCCUGCCCUAUGACUACAACCGCGUGGAGCUGUCGGAAGUAAACGGAGACCCGGGGUCCAACUACAUCAACGCCAGCUACAUCGACGGCUUCAAAGAACCCAGGAAGUACAUCGCCGCACAAGGUCCCCGGGACGAGACGGUUGGCGAUUUCUGGAGGAUGAUCUGGGAGCAGAAAGCCACGGUGAUCGUCAUGGUCACCCGCUGCGAGGAGGGGAACAGGAACAAGUGUGCAGAGUACUGGCCGUCCAUGGGCGACGGCGCCCGGGAGUACGGCGACAUCCUGGUGAGGAUCAGCGAGCACAAAACCUGCCCGGAUUACAUCAUCCAGAAGUUCAGCAUCACCAACAAAAAAGAGAAGACGGCGGGCAGGGAGGUCACUCACAUCCAGUUCACCAGCUGGCCGGACCACGGCGUGCCCGAGGACCCCCACCUGCUGCUCAAGCUGCGGAGGAGGGUGAACGCCUUCAGCAACUUCUUCAGCGGCCCCAUUGUGGUGCACUGCAGCGCGGGCGUGGGGCGCACCGGCACCUACAUCGGCAUCGACGCCAUGCUGGAGGGCCUGGAGGCCGAGAACAAGGUGGACGUGUACGGCUACGUGGUCAAGCUGCGGCGGCAGCGGUGCCUCAUGGUGCAAGUGGAGGCGCAGUACAUCCUCAUCCACCAGGCCUUGGUGGAGUACAAUCAGUUCGGGGAGACGGAGGUGAGCCUGGCCGAGCUGCACCAGUACCUGUCCAACCUGAAGAAGCGGGACCCGCCAAGCGAGCCCUCUCCGCUGGAGGCCGAGUUCCAGAGACUCCCCACGUACCGGGGCUGGAGGACGCAGCACACCGGAAACCAGGAAGAGAACAAGAGCAAAAACAGGAUCUCUUCCGUCAUUCCAUAUGACUUCAACCGAGUGCAGCUCAGGCACGAGCUGGACUUCAGCAAGGAGAGCGAGCAGGAGUCGGACGAGUCCUCGGACGACGACAGCGACGCGGACGAGAACAGCGGAUACAUCAACGCCUCCUUCGUGACGAGCUACUGGAAGCCGGAGGUGAUGAUCGCCGCCCAGGGGCCGCUGAAGGAGACCACCGGGGACUUCUGGAAGAUGGUCCUCCAGAGGAAAGUCAAGGUUAUCGUGAUGCUGACAGACCUGAACAACGGAGGCCAGGAGGCCUGCGCCCAGUACUGGGGAGAAGGCAAGCAGACGCACGGAGACGUGGAGGUCCACCUGAAAGACACCGCCCAGUCUUCCGCGUACACCCUCCGCAUCUUCGAGCUGAGACACUCCAAGCGGAAAGAGCCCCAGACCGUGUACCAGUACCAGUUCCGGCACUGGAGGCCGGCCGAGCUGCCGGCGGAGCCCAAGGAGCUGGUGUCCAUGAUCCAGGCCCUCAAGCAGAAGCUGCUCACCAGGGGCCCGGCCGACGGGCACAGACACCACAAGAACGUGCCCCUGCUGGUGCACUGCAGAGACGGCUCCCAGCAGACGGGGGUGUUCUGCGCCCUGCUGAGCCUGCUGGAGAGCGCGGAGACCGAGGGCACGGUGGACGUGUUCCAGGUGGUGAAGGCCCUGCGCAAGGCCCGGCCGGCCGUGGUGCCCACGUUCGAGCAGUACCAGUUCCUGUACGACGUCAUCGCCAGCACCUACCCGGCCCAGACCCGGCAAGUGAAGAAGCACGCCAGCCAAGAAGAUAAGGUUGAGUUUGAUAACGAGGUGGACCAAAGCAAACAGGAGGCUAAUUCCGUGUGUGCGCUGGGCACCCCAGAGAAGAGCCAGGAUGGGGGCCCAGAGGCGGGGGGCCCCAAACCCGCCGGUGGCCCCGAGGAGCCAGAACCUUCCGCCAACGGCCCGGCGAGCCCAGCCAUGACCGCGAGCACAUAGGAACGGCCACAGUGGGGGCAGCUCAGAACCUUCCAUGAAAUGUCAUUUCUGUUUUUCUACAAGUAGGGUCCACAUACAGCGGAUUAACCAGGUGAAGGGGGAACGACUUUUCGGGCAAGCUUCUGGUUUUUUUUUACUGUGGAAAAUAUUUAAGACCCUUUUGUACAGCCUCAUGCUUAUUUUAAAAGUUUGCCUAUCACUCAGCAAAAAAAUAACUUUGUAACCUUUCCAUGUGGGUUUGGGUGUGCCCCUGACAGAGGGGGGAUGCGGAUUUCAAGUGAGUCUAAGAGCUCUUGAAAACUUUCGCCUUUUUGUUUGGGUUUUUUUCUUUUUUGAGAAGAAGAACAAGGAAAUGUUUUUACUGGAAGCAUGCACUUAAAGCAUCCUAUUUCCUGAAAUCACAAAUCGCGUGUGAGCCGUGGGGGACGGCCGUGUGCGUUCCGGGGACCCACCACCAGGGGUCCUCCCUGCCCCAGCCACACCCGUCUCCCCGGGCCCUGUUCCACCGCUGGAGAUAGACAGGAAGUAGUAAGUGAGCAUGCAGUUCCUUCAAGAAAGCCAGCCAAAUUAACGUUUGGAAACCUUAUACUCCAUAUGUUAGCAUUUAGUGCAGUCUCCUUUCAAGCUUAUUUAAUCUAAUUUAAAAAUUUCAAGCCAGCCUAUCUUGGUAUCUUUACGUGGUGUUUACAUUUUGCAUCCGGGGUUAUUCUUUGUACGAUAUGUGACAUUCAUUGCUUGAUACUUCUGACCCGAAAUUAUGUGUUUGUUAGGACUGAAUUUAAAUAAACAUCUUUAAACAAGUGCAGCCUAUAUUAAAUCCAUAGAAUAAAAAUAGAAUCGUGCAAAUGUAUGUGUGCUAAAUAUUUACAUGUGAAACUGAAUACAGCUGUUUUUGUGGAAUAAAACAUUGAUAUGAGACCUAA
This is a messenger RNA of Phyllostomus discolor (pale spear-nosed bat), 3650 nucleotides long. It is a transcript of the gene PTPRC, whose product is annotated as protein tyrosine phosphatase receptor type C. Bases 1 to 2727 code for a protein of 908 amino acids. Gene Ontology annotation, molecular function: protein tyrosine phosphatase activity; protein binding. The transcript is spliced from 23 exons. Lineage: Eukaryota; Metazoa; Chordata; Mammalia; Chiroptera; Phyllostomidae. The record is from RefSeq and is a predicted model, not a curated record. Gene Ontology annotation, biological process: negative regulation of protein kinase activity; protein dephosphorylation; positive regulation of peptidyl-tyrosine phosphorylation.